UGCUACAUAAUUCUGUAGUGCGGAAAUGACGUCAUUGCAUCGCGACAAGCGCGCAUCUUAGAGGACGCUGAGCAAGGCAUGGAACACCUUGGUGCAUUACUACUGCUUUUGACUUGUGUGUCAUGUUUCCCUUUAACAGAAGGUUUUCCAAAGGACAGCACAGAACAGUUUGUGUGUAAUAACGGCAGACGUGUGCCUCUGAAUCAGCGCUGUGAUGGUGUGGACCACUGUGUCGAUGGCAGCGAUGAGAUCUCCUGUUUGAAUUGCACUAGUGGCUCCUUCCACUGCGUGGCAGCAGCGCGCUGUGUUUCUGCCCGCAGCAUUUGUGAUGGAAAGCCUGACUGCUCAGAUGGAGCAGAUGAACAGUUAGACACAUGCACAUUGCUAUCUAAAGCACAGACAUGCGCUAGGUCAGAGUUCAGAUGUGCCAAUGGACACUGUGUGCCCAAUUCAUGGAGGUGUGACCACUCCUUUGACUGUGAAGAUCACAGCGAUGAAGAGAACUGUGAUCACAAUGAAUGUGAGCUUGAUAACGGCGGCUGUUCUCACAUGUGUAUUGAUCUGCCAUAUGGCUUCAUGUGUGACUGUCCCAGUGGAAUGAGGCUGGUCAAGGACACGCACUGUGAGGAUGUGGACCACUGUCUUGAUUCAGAUGUGUGUGAUCAAAUUUGCGUCCGUUCCAAUGGGUCUCUUGCGUGUGAAUGUCAGGAUGGGUAUGAACUGACUGCCGGGACUGGACAUUGCAAAGUUACAGGUGUUGUUGCUCGGGUGGUGGUCAGCACUCAAGAGGGUGUUAAGUGGAUGGACCUCAGCGGCUCUGAGCAAAGAAACAUCACAUAUACAAGAGUCUCGCCAGGACCUGUUACAGCACUUAAUGCAAAUAACACGCUAUACUGGACCAGUCUUGAGAAUGACGUCAUCUACAGAAUGUCUUUGGACUCCAGUGACCAUAGACCAGCUGUGUUGUUAAAGGCCUCCACAGGCAUUCAGGGAUUAGCGGUAGACUGGAUCCAUGAGCUUCUGUACUGGGUCAGCACCAGUAUUCAUGCGUUACACGUGGCCUCUCUGAAUGGCUCCAAACAAAGGCAGCUCAUCUCUGGACUCUCCAUACCUACUGCAGUUGCUGUCCAGCCACUGCUAGGGUAUCUGUUCUGGGCAGACAGUGGGGAUUCUCCCAGAAUUGAGCGUGCCAGUUUGGAUGGGACAAGCAGAAUAGCACUGAUAACUUCAUCCAUACGUUACCCUGUCGCAAUCUCCCUAGAUAUUCCCCGUGGUCUGCUGUACUGGGCUGACUCAGGUCUGCGCACGAUAUCAAGGGUUGCAUUUGAUGGACAACAAAGAAAAACGGUUGUAGAGUCCAACGGUUAUCUGGAUCAACCAUUUGGACUGGCCAUAUUUGAGAGUCGAGUCUACUGGAGUGACCAGUUGACCAACUCUAUCUGCAGUGCAGACAAGCACAACGGCAGUAUUCUCCAGGUGUCUCAGAGACUCGGUUCUGUUUCACCAGCUGGUCUGGUCAUCCUUCAGCCUCUGUUACAGCCUGCAGGUCACGGUGCAUGCAGUAUCUCUGGAGAGGUUUGUUUGUCAGUCUGCAUCACAGAUCUCUUCUCUGAAAAACCUCAAUUCAUUUGCUCUGACCCACAAGACCCUAACUUUGAAAAAGAUCCAUUGCAGUCGGAAACAAGAAGCCUACUUCCUGAUUCACCAUUUCCAUGGAUUCUGUCUUUGACCGUCAUCAUCAGUUUGCUGUUGGUGGGGGUGGUGAUAUGGCGGCAGCGGUCUGAAUUCUGUGCCCCUCGUUCUCUUUCUCUUCUUGGAGAUGUGACUCUUAAAGAAUCCCAGGAUCCUCUUCUGUUAUCCAAGCUACCUGUGGUACAUGAGCAUAAAGUUGGCACACAGAAUGGUUCAACAUAAUUUCACAGACGAUGUUUUCCUGUAAGGGGAACUGCACACUUCCUUUGGGGGAUUUCAAAGAUUUCUGCCAUAUUUGGACAAAAGAGGGAGUAAUGUGAGGCAGGAAGAUGGAUUCUCUGCAAACAUCCUGCUUGGUGACCCCAAAAAAUGCUCUUAAAUUUUUUCUCCAUUUCAAUAAUUAACUGACCAUGUAGUGGCACAACAGAGCUGUGAUGACGUUUAUUAGUUGAACUUGUUUUAAGAUGUUGUUCUGUUUAGUUUAUACUGCUGUAAUUUGUGAAGUGAAUGUCCAUUCACCAUUUAAAUCAUAGGUACAAGCUGACAAUCUCUGUCUUGUCUUUGUAAUGUGUGCAUAGAGACAAAAUCAUUUAGGAAAAGAUUAUUUUUAAAUUCACUGAUGCUGAAAAUGCCUUAGAUUACAGAGAUAGUUUAUAUUUAUUAUGUGAGGAGAAAAAGAAAUGCUAUUUAUUUUUUUUGGUUCGGAUCACUUUUCCUGUUCACUUCAAGUUCUAGCUCUUUCUUCAUGAUUAUAUAUAGUUUGGAAAAAGGCAUUGUGAAUGCUUUUAAUGACCCAUGGUAUUGUGAUAUGUUGAGUUUGGUGAAAUAAUAAAUUAUAUGGGUUGGAAAUUGUACUUUUGCUGUAUUUUCAACCUUUUAUUUUCUUUG
Megalobrama amblycephala (Wuchang bream) is the source of this 2580-nucleotide messenger RNA. RefSeq names its product low-density lipoprotein receptor-related protein 8-like. NCBI's taxonomy places the organism in Eukaryota, Metazoa, Chordata, Actinopteri, Cypriniformes, Xenocyprididae. The record is from RefSeq and is a predicted model, not a curated record. Bases 79 to 1914 code for a protein of 611 amino acids. Gene Ontology annotation, molecular function: protein binding; calcium ion binding. The transcript is spliced from 13 exons.